Messenger RNA from Oenanthe melanoleuca, 3594 nucleotides. RefSeq names its product abhydrolase domain containing 6, acylglycerol lipase (gene ABHD6). Lineage: Eukaryota; Metazoa; Chordata; Aves; Passeriformes; Muscicapidae. Bases 778 to 1791 code for a protein of 337 amino acids. The transcript is spliced from 10 exons. The record is from RefSeq and is a predicted model, not a curated record.
UGUUUGCAAUCCCAACAAAUGACUGCACGAUGCCUUGGCGGGCUGAAUCAUCUUCCCGGGGUCUGGGUAAACCUAACCCUAAUCCUGGUGUAGCUGCCCACCCCCUGCAGCCCUUACACCCCACUAAAGUCACCACAUCACUUACACCACAUCCCUCUGUUGCCGCUCUGUGUCCCCUCUUGUACCCGCACAUUGUCCCCCCAGCAUCCGGGCUGUACCUUAUACACCGCUUGCAGCCCAGUGCAUCCCCUGCUUUAACCCCGCUGAAUUUCCAUCACAGCUCCACUGAAUUCGCCCAUUGCAGCCCCCUUUCCACGCCUGUUACAAUCCCCCUGGAAGCCCCAUAACUUCUCCCCUGCAUUGCUUUCGCAGCUUCAUUGCAUGCCCCCGUUGCAUAUCCACUGACAUCCCCCUGCAUGUCCCCGCUGUAGCCAUCUUGCAGUCCUUGCCUCCCCCAUCGCUUCAGCCCUAUCGCAGCCCGCUCGCACCCCGUUUAACCCCGCUUUGGCCGCUCUCCCAUCCGCUCUCAGCCCAGCCUAUCCCCCCGCAUCCCGCCCCGCCGAGCCGCAUCCCCGCCUCUCCGGGAGCGCACGGCGCGGGGGAGGCGCAGCGGAGCCGCCGCGUUCCGCUCCCGGCGCUGCCAGCGCGGCCCGGCCCGGCCCGGCCCGGCUCGGAUCGUGUUUUCAGACACUGCCUCUGCCCACAGCGAGCAGCACUUGUGCCGAGAGGAGGAGGGGAACUCUGCAAGGCAGGUGAGGCUGAGUAGUGAAGAGCAGCAUGGAUCUGGAUUUGCUGAACAUGUUUGUCAUUGCUGGUGGCACCCUGGCCAUCCCCAUCCUGGCCUUCGUGGCCUCAUUCCUCCUCUGGCCCUCGGCGCUCAUCCGCAUCUACUACUGGUACUGGCGCCGAGCCUUGGGCAUGCAGGUCAGAUAUGCAAACUACGAUGACUAUCAGUUUUGUUAUUCCUAUAGAGGAAGGCCUGGAUACCGGCCGUCCAUCCUCAUGUUACAUGGGUUCUCAGCCCACAAAGACAUGUGGCUGUCCAUAGUCAAGUUUCUGCCAAAGAACCUGCACUUGAUAUGUGUGGACAUGCCUGGGCAUGAGGGCACAACCCGCUCGGACUUGGAUGAUUACUCCAUUAGUGGGCAAGCUAAGAGAAUACACCAGUUCGUGGAGUGCAUCAAGCUGAACAAAAAGCCCUUUCAUCUGGUUGGCACUUCCAUGGGGGGGAAUGUUGCUGGCGUCUAUGCUGCUCAGUACCCAGAAGAUAUUUGCAGCCUGACCCUCAUCUGUCCUGCAGGCCUGCCAAGUACCACUGACAGCAAGUUCAUCAAGCAGCUGCGGGAGCUGCAGGAGUCCAAACGCAUUGACAGGAUCCCUCUAAUCCCCUCCACGCCCGAGGAGAUGGCAGAGAUGCUGAAGCUUUGCUCCUAUGUUCGCUUCAAGGUGCCACAGCAGAUCCUCCAGGGCCUCGUUGACGUUCGCAUCCCACACAAUGAAUUCUACCGGAAACUGUUUUUAGAAAUCGUGGAUGAAAAGUCCAGGCACUCUCUCCAUGAGAACAUGAGCAAGAUCAAAGCACCGACACAGGUCAUCUGGGGAAAGCAGGACCAGGUCCUGGAUGUGUCUGGUGCCAGUGUUUUAGCAGGUGCUAUUCCAGACUGCCAUGUGUACAUCCUGGAGAACUGUGGGCACUCCGUGGUGGUGGAGCGGCCCCGCAAGACAGCCAACCUCAUCCUGGAGUUCCUGGCGCUGCUGCACAGCAUAGACAACAACAAGAAGCAGGCAUGAGCACGGCAGGGAGCCCAGUGCCCAUGCCAGGUUAAAUUGUAAAGUACUGCAGCUUUGAUACGUUCUCAGGGAUCUUGAAUGAAUUGGGGUCAAUGUGCCAAAGUCCCUGAGGAAGGCAGAAUCACUGAUACCUAAACCUAUAGCACCACUGGCACAGCAACCUGGGGUCAUAGAGCAACCUCCAUAGAUGCAGGAACAGAAGCAGAGUAUCUCCCUUUUCUACUUAGAGGUAAGGUAGAAAUGAGCUGAAAUCACCCAGUGCUCAUCACAUAGCCACCCAUCUUACCUGGGUUACCAGCACGUAGUUGUUCAUGACAUUUACCUAAACUGUAUAUGAAAUGUAGGAAGAUACCUGAAAUCCUGGACUGAGACUGAGACUUACAAUGUUUUUACUACUUCGAGUCCAUCGUGUUGCAUGCUGCUGUGCUGUAAGAGAACCCCCAAGUGCUCCAGGCGUCUGCUUGAGUGCUCUUUGUGUAGCUCCUUAUCUCAUGAUUUAUGCAGAAAACAACAGAAAACUUCAUGUGUGGAAGUCCAAUGACUGUAUGUGCAAAAAUGUUUACACUCUGAGUGGGUUUUUCUAAAUCUCUGAAUAGCUCCUGUGUAUUUGUAAUGCCUUAACAUUGCCCAGGGUGUGGUGUCUGUGCAGAACCUUGCCCAGGGUUGGUUCUACCUGAGGGUGAACACAGCCAGUGACAAUGGGGUGCAGGCAGCAGCUUUGGCACCGCUGUGGAGCCGGGGCAGUGGGAACUGCCCAGGGUGAUUUGGCCCCUGAGCCCGAGUCAGCAAUAAGCCCAUGGCCAGGGUGUGACUCACCACCUUGGGUUAACUCUUGUCUCAGCUCCUCUAUCACAUUGUGCUGCUGAACACCUGGAUGUAAAUAAUGAUUUUCUUAAUGAAUUCUGUGAAUUCUGCAAAAGCCAAUGCCACAGGAACAGGCAUGAGGGGUGGGAGGGGGCUGUGUGUGUGACCAGCACAGGAAUGGUGAGGAGGGGUCAGCUCGCCCACAGGGUGCUGGGCAGUGUUGGGGAAAGGUACAAUGUACUUCUGCAUCCUCUCCAUGAUUACAACUCCUGACCCAGGGAGGCUGUAGGUAGAAACAGGUAAUACAAGCAAGCUGCACUUGACAGCCUGCAAGGUGAUGUUCAGGGAUGGAUCCUGCACCUCUCCAGGUGUGUCCCUCACUGCACUUUACAGCCUGCAAGGUGAUGUUCAGGGAUGGAUCCUGCACCUCUCCAGGUGUGUCCCUCACUGCACUUUACAGCCUGCAAGGUGAUGUUCAGGGAUGGAUCCUGCAGCUCACCAGGUGUGUCCCUCACUGCCUGUCCCAGGGACGGAGCGCUGGUCCCACUCUCAGGCAGGACCAGUGGGUGCUGGAGGGCAAGGCAGUGUGUGGAGCCUGAAAGGCAAAGCAGCAGGUGGCUGUCACCCCUCAGCCACCCCCAGCCCUCCUCAGGGGAUGGCAGUGGGCGUUGUUAGAGUGUUCCACCCCCAAUCCCCAACUGGGAACACAGGCUUGUGGUGCUGACAGCUUCCUGAGCUACCCAGAUCUGUACAUACAUCCCUGUCAGCUUCUUGGCUCUUUUUAAGAGAAGAAACAUUGUUCUUUUAGAAAAAUAGAAAUUUGCUGUUAAUUGCUUUGUUAUUGUUUCUACUACAGGAGUUGAUUUAACAACCAAAAUUGCUGAUAGCUUUAUGUGGUAAAAGCCAGAAAAACUUGUUCGGUAUCUAUAUGGUUUCUCCUGCCACAGAUUGCUGUAUGCAAAGGAUUUAUAUGGCUAUUAAAAUCUAGUGAUUUAAGGA